ACAUGGAUAAUAAUGAACAGUCCCAGGCAGUCCUACCUGUAGAAGUUGAUGAGGUAGAAGGACUCUUUAGCAAAUAAGACAGCAGAAAUCUCAGAGAAGCCUCCAAGUGAUGAAGAAUUUGAGUGGGAGGAAUACCUAGAAGAGACACAAACAGAAGCUGUGCCACCCUCUGCCUUUUAUCAUGUGGAGAAGAGUCUUGAAUCUGGCAUGGAAGUUGGUCAAAUCUUGGAGGUAAUCCAUCAUAAUGAAGAAGAGACCCCCAUUGGUUAUUGGAUUGCCAAGAUUGUCACUAUAUGUGGUCCGCUGCUGAGGUUACGAUAUGUAGCUCAGAGUUCUGUCAGCUUGGAAGUUUGGAAAGAAAUAUCAUCUGGUAACCUUCAGCCAGUUGGAUGGAGCAGCCAGCAUAGUAUCCCUUUAGCACCUUCCCAAGAACUGUUUAACAGUUUAAAAGAAGAAUCAUCAGUAGCAGAAGCCAAGAAAGCUGUAGAGGAAGCCCUUUUAACAUGCCAUUCUGUGCCUGAAGAAGCUUUGGAAGGGGAUGGUUAUACUGCUAUAGAUCGCAUUAAACAGGGAAUGAAAGUGGAGGUGCUACAUGAAGGAGACCCUUUUAGUGGGUGGGUUGCAACUGUUUUGCAAAAUGUUGGGGGUAGGUUGCAACUUCGUUAUGACACUCCAGACUGCUCUGGUGAAAUUUUAUGGCUGUUUUAUCAGCAUCAUCGUUUAAGACCUCUUGAUUGGAUUUAUCACCAAGGCACACCUUGGCGACAGACCCCUCCUCCACUUAAUUUAUGCUUAAGACUCUCCGAAGUACUUAGCUCUUCAGGAGGAAGUGUUGAAGAUGCUGGACAAGGGCACAGAGGAGGAACUACAUUGUUCUUCACCGGGGUUUUACAGUUGGAUUUUCCUGGUUCCAAAGGCUACAGGCAGUUGGAGGCCAGUGUUAGAUCUUUCCACGCAGAACCACUUCAUCAGGAGGACAAGGUUCAGGAUGGAGACACCCCAAACGGUUUACUCCUGUUCCUUGAUCCUUCCAUUGAUGGUUGGGAUGCUCAUUUGGAGGAUCUCUUGCCCUCUGGUGUAUUGAGCGUGGAAGACAAGCUGGUUCACAUCGUGUUGGAGUUGAAAACAGCUUUCCUAGGUCUGCAAGAGUUCUGA
Messenger RNA from Macrobrachium nipponense, 1155 nucleotides. Its product is annotated as scm-like with four MBT domains protein 2. Gene Ontology annotation, molecular function: histone binding; chromatin binding. The record is from RefSeq and is a predicted model, not a curated record. Gene Ontology annotation, cellular component: nucleus. Gene Ontology annotation, biological process: negative regulation of DNA-templated transcription. NCBI's taxonomy places the organism in Eukaryota, Metazoa, Arthropoda, Malacostraca, Decapoda, Palaemonidae.